This is a messenger RNA of Phragmites australis (common reed), 336 nucleotides long. RefSeq lists its product as uncharacterized. The coding region runs from base 1 to 336 and encodes 111 amino acids. The transcript has a single exon. NCBI's taxonomy places the organism in Eukaryota, Viridiplantae, Streptophyta, Magnoliopsida, Poales, Poaceae. The record is from RefSeq and is a predicted model, not a curated record.
AUGGAGGCGACCAAGGAGAGGCAGGAGCGCAAGGCCGCCGGCGCCCAGGAGGCCGACACGGUGCAGCUGCCGACGGAGACGAGCCCGUACGUGCAGUACGACGGCCUGGAGGACUACAAGCUGCGCGGCUACGGUGCGCAGGGACACCUCCCCGUCUCCGACGUGCCCCAUGGUGGGUCCGGCACCGACGCGCCCACCGUCCCGGGCACCGCCGUCCCCGUGGCGAAGCCGAAGCGCCACGACGACGCCCAGCCGCAGCGAGACCAGGGAGGAGGAGACGCCGGCCGUCUCGGCGACAUGGCCACCGACGCCAUCAACCGCCACGGCGUGCCGUAG